This is a messenger RNA of Carcharodon carcharias (great white shark), 5202 nucleotides long. It is a transcript of the gene plpp6, whose product is annotated as phospholipid phosphatase 6. The transcript has 2 exons. NCBI's taxonomy places the organism in Eukaryota, Metazoa, Chordata, Chondrichthyes, Lamniformes, Lamnidae. Bases 85 to 957 code for a protein of 290 amino acids. The record is from RefSeq and is a predicted model, not a curated record. Gene Ontology annotation, molecular function: sphingosine-1-phosphate phosphatase activity.
GGAAGAUGGCGCUGUGGCGACGGCUCCUGUGAAGGAGGCUCCACUCCUCCCUUGAAAGCAGCUGUAGGGGGUGGGGGAAACAAGAUGCCGGCUCACUCCCCCAAGUCCCGGAACCGAGAGCGGGAGCCGAAGGGCGGCGGCGGCGGCGGCGGGGGGAGGCUGGAUUUCCUGGUGCUGAGCAGGCCGCCUGCCCUCCUGCAGAGAGCGGCCUCCGCCGAGCCUCCCUCACCCCGGCACCGGGCCGUGCAGCAGCAGCAGCAGCAGCAGCUGGAAGGCCCGGGCUCGGGCCUCCGCCGGGACUCGGCCGCCUCCUCCUCCUGCCCGCAGCCCGACGAGGACUGCAUGAAGCUGAACCCGUCCCUGCUCGGCAUCGCCCUGCGCUCGCUGCUGGCCAUCGACCUGUGGCUCUCCAAGCGCCUGGGGGUCUGCGCCACCGAGGACUCGGCUUGGGGCAGCGCCCGGCCCAUCAUGAAGCUGAUCGAGGUGUCGGGCCACGGCAUCCCCUGGAUAGGAGGCACCUUGUACUGUCUGUGCAAGAGCGAUAGCACCGCCGGCCAGGAAGUGCUCCUCAACCUACUGCUGGCUCUGAUCUUGGAUCUGGUCCUGGUAGGCAUUGUCAAGUCACUGGUCCGCAGGCGUCGGCCCACACAUAACAAGAUGGACAUGUUUGCCACGUUCUCUGUGGACAGAUACUCAUUCCCGUCGGGCCAUGCAACUAGAGCAGCAUUGGGAGGCCGAUUCUUCCUCAAUCACUUAGUUUUAGCUGUUCCUCUGCGUAUUCUGGUUGUGCUGUGGGUGUGUAUCGUGGGACUGUCACGAGUGAUGCUGGGAAGACACAAUGUGACUGAUGUUGUUUGUGGAUUUAUCAUGGGGUAUCUGCAGUAUAGCCUGGUGGAGUAUAUGUGGUUGUCAUCUAGUAACCUGCAGAUAUUCCUGAGAUUGUGGGGACUUAAAUAAUUAUGUAUUAGUGUAGAAUUUUUCUUUGCAAGGUAUGUGUGUUCCAACCUAUGAUUGUACUGUAUACCCGAAACACUAUGUAGCUUGGUCGGGUUGAAGUGUUUAAUUACUUGAUUUUAUAUGUUAUGACCUUUCACUUUGAGACUGGAUCUUAUUUUAGCCAAUCUAGGUUAACCUUCAGAACUGCCAGAACAACCUCUAUGAAAACAUUAUUUCUGCUUAUUUCCCAAUUCUUGCGCAUUUGUCUGUUUAGGUGAAAGGAGGCAAAUUGAGAAGCGUUUUCCAUUUCUUUCCCAGAGUAUAUGAGGUACCAUCAUGCUAUCUAUGGUAUAGAUCAGAUGCACUUUCCAGGCUUCUGUUUUGUGAGCCUCAAAUCUAAAGAGCAGUCUUACUACUAGCCCAGUCUGACAUUACAUUACAGCCUUCAGAGUUAUAAAUGGUGAAUCAGUCAAGUAUUUCAGGCCAGUUUUCCUAAUGUGGAUUCCUCUCCCCAGGAACGUAAGUAGCUGGUCCUGAAUUAAUUUCAAUCCCAUUGGUGGAAAAGCUUCUGUCCCACCUAUUUGAGCUACGUUUUAGCCAGGUCCCCGAGGCAAAAACCAUUUUAGCUGUUCUCUCUGAUUUCUGCCAGGGCCAUUGUGUGCUAACCAGGAACUCGUGUAAAAUGCUCUCUGUAGGUUUUUUUUUUAUUCAUGAAUAGCAAAUAGGUAAAGUUCAAUAAAAUGCUAACCCUUAACUCCCUCUGUAGUUUUAACAUAUUUUAAAAUAGAUCCUGGUCAUUCCUUUACAGGAUUCGUUAAGCCUGUGAAAUUCUCCCCCCACCUCCCUUAGAGGUGCAGAUAAAGCUGAAAAUCAACAUGUUUCCCUGUUUUGGGCAGGUGCAUGAUUUACUUAUCUUUCCAUGGGCACCACGUUUCCAUCACAGUAAAGCUUACUACCUGCUGAAUGAUUUAAUGGCACAGUUUAUCCAGCUGUCUGUAGCGAACAAAACUGCAAUAUAAAAUGUAAAAAUGAAUUACGUUUUUUGCAUCCCCCUUUUGUUUCUGUUUUUUCUUACUGUUUACCCCCUCACUGUCCCCACCACCAAGUACAGAGCUAUUCCUUUCUGUGCAUGAGUUCAACCAGCAAUUUGUGCAUAUUUGAUUUUUUUAAUAGUUUAUUGUAAGUAUCGUCUCCUUCCCUAUCCAAUAAAGGCACCAAGCCUUCAUCCAGUGCCUUUCCUCUGGCAGCUACUGACAUGAUGUUAUGAAUAGGGAAUGCUGAACGCAACCUACUGUUUUUAUCAUAUGUAGAAAGUGCUAUAAAAAGACCUGCUCUUCUAACCAGCAGUUUCAAAGCAUGUGACGCAACUGCACUGAUGACAGCUAUUCCAUAAAAUGCACUUCUCCUUCCAGAAACAUUUUUUUUUACUAUCCAUUGGGAGCAAUUCCUAUGCAUUGCAACUUAGUGACAUUCCAGAACCCAUAUCCUCCAUGUAAGUAGAUACAUAUAUAUAUAUGUGUGUGUGUGUGUGUGUGUAAAAUAGAUGUGCUGUUUUAGGUGUGACUCUAUUGUCCAGCUAGCAUGCUUUUGUUGUCCAUUCUGCAAUGUCUGUAGGUUGUCUGUUUUACUGGAGUUGUACAAUGCUUCUGCACAGCUUUUACAGAAGUCCCAAAUCACUUACAUGAUUCCCCACUGAGGCAACAGGCAAAUUGAAGUUCCCCCAAAUCACCAACACAGCUUGCUACGAUCUUAGAUAUUAGUUUUUAUUGUGGGUUUACAAAUUCCCAGCUUAUACUAUGCAUGUACUAUGUAGAUUUACCUGAUAAGGAAAGUGUUGCCUCUUAAUCAGCAUGCAAUGUGUUAUGAAAUUAAAUAAAUUUAGUUAAAUUUUUUUAAAGAUAGACCAGUUUUAUUAUUCAGGCCAACUGGUUUUACAUCAAGAUUUAAUUAAAAAUAUGGAUCGUACCAGCUGUGUGCAAAUGCAAAAAUGUUCAACAUCCUUCACAAUUCAUUGAAAUACAACUAUUAGUCUAUCACAUUCAAGACAACAUUUUGCAUAUUUUAAAAUACACUUAUUUACAGAAAUGUUAAUAAAACCAUCCUUUUGUAUUUACGACCUUCAGUGUGGCAGCUAAGGUGUCCAAACAUUUGCUUGAAUAAUAUAUUCUGUGAUAAUAUAACUGAGAGAAGUUGUGCCAUAUAACAUGAAUAGAUUCUUCAUUUACCAUAAUGUAGAGCUGCAGUAUUAUAAACCUGAUAUUUGUGGUGUGUAAUAAUAUUUCAGUAUGUCUGUGCACAAUUGUGGUUAAUGUGUAUAAUUUGUGAAUUAUGAUAAAUAUUUUUUGGGAGCACUGAUUGCCAUGGUAAAUAUUUGUAACAGAGAAUAUUGUUCUGCCAAAGUUACACCUGUGUUGUAAUGCAAGUUAUUUCAGGCUUUCUUAAUAAUCUUCCUUUGUAUAACACUUGCAGUUCUCAGGAUUGGAAUACAAUUAAAGAGUGAUCCUGCUAACCCUAAUUAGCAACAGAGUUGUUAAUCAUCAAUUUUAUUGCUAGCUAUAAAUAACAACUGACUGUGUGGUUGUGUUUGCCAGUUUUGCAAAACUAAUUAGCACAGAGAAGCAGCAAUUCUUCUCAUUUACUGGGCCUGCCAUAUUUAAUCAGUGCCUGAGACACUAGAACUCGACCUGUGCACUUUCCCAUCUUUACCAAAGUAUGACCAUACCUCUGAACAAUGCUUAGGUUAGUCGUAGAUCCUGGAGUAUUUGUGGCCUCUUGGGCUGGCUAGUACAUUUUCUGACUGGAACAAAUAUAAAUAUUAAGACACUGUAUCUACCUAGUCGUCAAGACAAUGUCAGCAUAAGUGUUAUAAUAACUCUGUAGCACAGAAAUACUAGGGGGAGAUGAUGGCGUAAUGGUAAUGUCACUGGACUUGUAAUCCAGAGGUCCAAGCGAAUGCUCUGGGGACACCCCGGUUCAAAUUCCACCAAUAAACCUAAAUUGAAAGCUAGUUUCAAUGAUGGUGACCAUGACAACUAACAUCGGUGGUCAUAAAAGCCUAUCUGGUUCACGAAUGCCUUUUAAGGAAGGAAAUCUGCCCUUAUCUGCCUGGCCUACAGGUAAUUCCAGACCCACAGCAAUGUGGUUGACUCUUAACUGCCCUCUAAAAUGAUGUGGCAAGACACUCAGUUCAAGGGCAAGUAGAAAUGGGCAACAAAUGUUGGCCUUGUCAGCGACACCCACAUCCCAUGAAAGAAUUUUUAAAAUUGCAAUUUUUUAAUGAAGUAAAUCAUCUUAUUCAGCUCAUCUUAUUUCCUGUUUCUAUUUGGGUUUUCAAGUUUUUCUUAUAGCUUGGCUUUUGCCCCUUUUCUAGACCUCCCAUUGAUUUCAAAACACUUUCCAGUUCUCUUUGCCUCCUCCAGCCUAUGAUAAUUUGGAGGUGGAGACCAAUCAAAAUGCAUCCUUGAUUGCCAGAAAACUGCUUUAAUGAGGCUGCUUUUCAAUAUAGAAUUAUAUUGGAUCACCACCACGGGAUUUAUAAUUUGAUUGUGAUGAUGCACAAUUUUUAAUUUUACACUGAGGGAAAUCUAUACAUUGCAAAAUGACUCAUUCAGGGUGAGAUUCUGGCAAGUUUUGAAGGGAGGUGGAAAAGAAGUGUCCUGGUUGGCUUUAAUUGAAGCAGUUUAGAAAGAAUAUUAGAUGAUAUUUACUGAGUACACUUGAAGAUCAUAGCUGAACAGAAAGUACUUUAAAAUGUAAUUUAAUAAGUGCAAAGUGUCACAGAAAGAUGAUUGCACUGAAGAAUCUUUUAUACGGUUGUUCUGAAUUUGGGAAUUAAUUUUCAUUUUGCUUGAUUACCAUGCAGCAAGUGGUCUGUCACAAAUGUCUGUUCAUCACUUCUGAUUAAAAUGCAGUGUCUCAGCUAUUCAGAUGUAUCUACUCUGAAAAGCUGCCAUAGAUUACUGCUUCUUUGAUAAAUUUACAAAGACAUUGGAAAUAAUAUAAUUAAGGAUAAAUGAGGGUUUUUUUUACAUUUGCUUUUUAUCAGAGGUUUAAAUGUAACUUUGUUCCAAUUCUUCCUAGUUAAAGAUAUUAACAUGUCUGACAUUGGGUAUCUAUGUGCUAUCUUUAAAAUGAUGUGAUAUGUUGACAUAACUUGCUGUGUGUAAAAAUAUGAUGAGAACAAAUCUGGUUACAAAUGUGCAAUUGUCAUUGAAUAUUUUGUGCCUCCUAAAUUAUUUUCUACAAUAAAAAAAAGUGUGAACUUUA